Messenger RNA from Varroa destructor (honeybee mite), 3295 nucleotides. RefSeq names its product secernin-2. Gene Ontology annotation, molecular function: dipeptidase activity; cysteine-type exopeptidase activity. Lineage: Eukaryota; Metazoa; Arthropoda; Arachnida; Mesostigmata; Varroidae. Gene Ontology annotation, biological process: proteolysis. The record is from RefSeq and is a predicted model, not a curated record.
GAGAGACCUGAGCAUCACUGCGCUGCCUAUCUAAAGUUCAGCUGUAACGUGAAGAAUCGCAACGAGGGUUGAAGAUCCGUGUGUCAAGAGCGGCACAGUGCACGCCGUCUAGCAAUUGCGAUUGUGCAGACGAAAUAACCUCAUAGCGGAGCCCUGUAGCAGCAUCUGUCUCCUAGUUGUUGGCAGUGCCGCAGGGCGGCGGGCUGUCGUCACGCUGUAGCAGUGGCAGCUAUAGCAGGCGUGCAAUCGUUUGGCAUUGGAAGAUACUUCAGCGGCGGUGACGAGUCUUGAUCGCGGCGCCAGUUUAGAGAAAAACCGGACCAGCAGCUGAUCUAUCGGCCGUCAAAGGGUCGGCACUCACUCGGUUCGCUCGCACGCACGGAGAGGAAACAAAGAGAAGGAAGACGUUUAUCUACACUGCGACAGAGAGAAGGCAACACCCGAUUGGCUGACGCUCCGUCGUCUGUUUGUCUAUCAAUGCGAGUACUUUGCUGGGGCAGAAGCUGAACCGCUCGACGCAACGAGUGAGCAGCAGAAAGCUUGCGGAGACAGACAGUCGAGUGUAGCCUCCUACGGACGCGUAGUUUACAAUAACAACAAUAAUCAUUUUAUUAAAUACACUAUAUUGUACGUCAACAUCGAAAUGGCAUCAGGACAACUGACCUCAUGUGAUACCUUUGUUGUACUGGCACCUGCCGCCGCAAAAAAUCGUGUCGUCUUCGGAAAAAACUCGGAUCGACCUAGUGGUGAAGUUCAAGAGAUUCAAUAUUUCCCUGCGGCGACUCAUCCGAUUGGCUCGACGCUGAAAUGCACAUUUAUUGAAGUGGAUCAAGCCGAGAACACGUAUGGCGUAGUGGUUUCGCGUCCGAUCUGGAUGUGGGGGGCUGAAAUGGGAGCCAAUGAGCAUGGCGUUGUUAUUGGUAACGAGGCUGUCUGGACCAAGACAAACCCAGAAGGCAUGAAAACAAAAAAGCUUCUUGGGAUGGACCUCGUCCGCCUGGGUCUCGAGCGCAGCAAAAGCGCGAAGGAAGCGGUGGACGUCAUCACCUCUUUAUUGGAGAAAUACGGGCAAGGCGGUCCGUGCAAUCAGAGCAAGGAUUUAUUCUACCAUAACAGUUUCCUAAUAGCCGAUAAUAAGGAGGCGUACGUUCUAGAAACGGCUGACGUCUUCUGGGCGGCUGAAAAAAUAUCCUCUGGCUUCCGCAACAUUUCAAACUCCUUGACCAUCGGAACCUCGUUUGACCUUAGUUCGGAGGGCCUCAAGGAGAAGGCUCAAACAGCAGGGUUCUGGGAUGGAAAUGGAGAAUUUGACUUUAGCAAAGUCUUUUCGGAUGGAGACGUCUGUUCACGAUAUGAAGCUGGCAAAAAAUUGCUAGAAACCCACGCUAGCGAAGGAGGUAAUUUUGACGUGAGCCAAAUGGUGGCCAUCCUUCGGGAAAUCAGUCAAGACCAGAAGACCGAUCAGCAGACUACCGUUCAGUCGUCUCAGGUAUCCGUCCUCAGCGGAUCUGGUCACAGUUGCCAUUGGUUUACGGGUACUGCUGACCCCUCGCAAUCGGUAUUCAAACCGUUUAUCUUCACUGAAGGCGUACUUAACUCAAAACACAUUAUCGCUGAUGGGGACUCUACGACUCUGUACAAAUUCCAUCAGAAGGCUAAGCACACGAACGAGCUUCAGACGCUCCUUCGAGAUCUUGAACAGCGAUGUAUUGCGGAGAUCGAUCAGAUCCUUGAUUGUGGAGCCAAGCCCGAAGAGCUUCGAGAACUUUUUAAAGACGCUUGUGAGACCGAGUACAAGUUUUACAAAUAGGGCUCUACUAUGAAGACUUGACGCGCAUAUGAGUGGUCCCCACUCUGGGCUAAUAUAAACAAUCAAGGACAAUUUCUUUUCAACUGAUAACUACAACUAAUAGUGUCUGUCGAGAACAACCACUUUAGAAGCAGUCGACGAAAAUAAAAGGACUAUAACAUAAAUUUAAAUAUACUUAGGUUUAAAUAUAUAGGUGGUGCAAUGCUCAAUAGAAAUGCUAGCUAUUUUUUGCCGAUAACAUACGACGCCACAGAUAUUGAAUAUGGUUAGGUAGCGUUUGGUAAAACUAAAUUUAAGUAGCAUUUAUAUUAUCGACGGUAGACAGGCGGGUUGAAACAACUUAGCGGAAACAAAAUGCGACAGAAUGCCUUAUUCACUUUGGGCAGUUUGGGUGAUAGGGUACGGCCAGCCCGUUCUCAACAAUUGCCUGUAUUCUUUGGCGAAACCCAAAUUCAUAGACAAUUGCCCGGAUAAUAUUAUAGACCCUAUUGCCUUCCAAGUCUUCUCCCGUUAAUCUUGCGAAAUCCAGUAAGAUCUAAACGAAGCAAUUAUGACACAAGGUAAUAGAGCCAGGUUUAACAAAAGGGCAAUGUAUUUGUCAUAUUUGCAUGUUUAGACCUCCGGUGGUGUAAAUCUACCUUAAGCAAUCCGAUGUCUCUCCGCCGUUUAGGUUUACACUUGAAGCCUACAUUGAGUUACGACCUACGUAGUAAAUCUGCAACAGUUUUCGGCAUUGUGCACUAUUUGGGCAAUCUUAAAAAACUAAGACACAGAUAUAGCGAAUGCUUUAUUACAACGACGAAAGGGUGCAAAUAUGCCAGCCUUUAGCAUUAUUACUGUUAUUACUGGCAUUGGGAGUUGAGGAGCGCGGAAAGCACGGGCGUAAAGUGCCUCUUUAUCAUUGCCUCUUCUUCAUAAUUACAUCUUCUAUGUAUGCGAGUAAUUUGUUUCACUCUUCAAUAUCAACAGUAUUAGAAUAAUUUUAUGUUAAUCAUGUCGAAGCGGCAAGAUUCGUAAACAUUCAACAUGGGCUAAGUGGUGCUUAUGGUGGCAUCAAAUCAAAUAAUAUAAUUUUAUUAAUAAUAUGUUGAACUGCGAUGAACGACUUGCACUAAAUGAAGCUUUACAAGGUAGCGCGUGCCGGGCAACCUUUACUCAGAAUAUAUAUGUUCUGAGUAUCUAUAUAUAUAUAUAUAUAUAUAUGACUAAGCAUUUUCUCUGGGUACUGGGUUAUCUAUUGUGGUAUUAGAAAAAUGACAUAUUUACGUUUAUUGGUAAUUGCCGCGGCGAUGACGAACGUGUUCGCCAUGUCUUCUUCAUUUGCUGAUCUUCGGCUUCAUCAUUUCGUCUUUAUCUGGAUAGGUUUGCGUGCAGACUAUAUUAGUUAACUCUUUGGGAAAUAUAUACUAUUUUGUGUGAUUUCACAUUCCGUGAUUGUUUAAAAUUGAAAUAAAAAAUGGAUCUGAUCAUGCUGGCCAGAUAGCC